AUGUUUGCUAAUCUUCGCAAGAUCAACUUGAAGCUGAACCCAGAGAAGUGUGUGUUUGGCAUUCCUUCCGGGAAGCUACUUGGCUUCUUUGUGUCCCACCGGUGGAUAAAGGCCAACCCCAACAAGAUCAAGGCUAUCGAGCAGAUUCAAGCACCCAAGACAGUUAAGGACAUAAGGCGUUUGAGUGGAUGCAUUGCCGCGCUCCGCAGUGCAACACUAGUGGCGCAGCGGGAAGUUGAAGAAGCAUCAGCCACAUCCAUUGUCCCCUCCGGAGAGGAAAGUGAGCACACCCCGGAAAGGUCAGAUGCAGAUCAAGACACAGAAGAGCAAAGCAUCGGAGGUAGCCCCAAGGUUGCGGCGAAGAAGAAGGUGGUGCAGCGCCAAGUGCACUUCGUCAGCUCCCUAUUGUAG
Aegilops tauschii subsp. strangulata is the source of this 411-nucleotide messenger RNA. The record is from RefSeq and is a predicted model, not a curated record. Lineage: Eukaryota; Viridiplantae; Streptophyta; Magnoliopsida; Poales; Poaceae.